Molecule: messenger RNA, 1676 nt
Organism: Physella acuta
Lineage: Eukaryota; Metazoa; Mollusca; Gastropoda; Physidae
Source: RefSeq, a predicted model, not a curated record
AAAUGUCUCAGUAGUUUUUUAGCAUUUCACUAUAUCUGGAUCUGGUUAGAAGUAAAUCUAGUUCAUUUACAAGUUCAACAAUGCCAAUACUAAACACAUUUACAAUAUUUUUGACAUGUAUGUGCCUGUUUCCUAACUUGGUAGCUGUAGUGAUGCGUAUCGACUGCACAUAUGACUUCCACAGAAUAACCUACAUAAAAUGUUUAUCAGUGGCUUACGACAAAGUGGCGGAUUGCAAAUUUUAUAUUGACACUAAACAUUCUAACCACACUGUUAUUAAGAAUGCUACUGAAAUCCACUCGACACUUGGGAAUGGAUUAUACCACAACAACUGUAGCCUUCAAAUUCCACUUUUGACACUAGGCCCUGGUUUUCACGACAUUUCAGCCAUAAUGACCCUGGGUACCGAAGAUGGAGGAAAAAUGAACAUGAGUAGUUCAGUUUCGAUAAAUAUAACUUCUGCAUGGGGCUAUCUCGACUGCGCAUAUUACAUUUACAACAGAAAAGCCUUCAUAAAUUGUUCAUCAGUGGCUGACGACAAAGUAGAGGAUUGCAAAUUUUAUAUUGAAACUAGAUUUUCUAACCUUACUGCUAUUGAGAAUGCUACUGAAAUCCUCUCGACACCUGUGAAUGGAUAUUUCCAGAACAACUGUAGCCUUCAAAUUCCACUUUUGAAACUGGGCCCUGGUGACCACACGAUUUCAGCCGUAAUGACCCUGGGUACAGAAGAUGGAGGAAAAAUGAACAUCAGUGAUUUUGUUGAGAUAGAUAUAGCAUCUUCACUAGAAGAAGUUCAUUGUAAAGCUAUAACUCAUGAUGGAAGAUUCGAGACAGUUACAUGCUGCGCUAGAUUGGUGUAUUUGAAUUUCAGCUGUGAUUUUACUCUCUUAAUGAAGGAUGCACCGAAAUACCCCGUAGGAAAUGUGUCCUACGUCAAUUACGCAGACGCAUUCGACAGUUGGAUAUGCAGUGAGAAGUGUACAUAUACUGUUCCAUUUGAAAUCGUUCAGGCAGAAUUUCACUCCUACCUUUUUAACAUGUCGCUCAUGAAUGGCUCUGACAUUAUUGAGGUUAAAAGAAGCGCAUCUGACGCUGUUAAAUAUUAUGUUCCGCCAAAGUACACCAACAAUGUCUGCAAGCUGAUGUCUUCUUAUGGUGUCUUGUACCUGGCAAUGGUCAUGUGGGCUCUGCUGUGGAAGUUGGCUUGAAAUUGACUUUCAUCUAAUUUGCACUUUCAACUUCUGGAUUUUUUUCUCUGUCGAUGUAGUUGUCAAGCAAGAUAUGAAACAAGCCACAGUGAUUAUUCCUCAUGUUGUUUUUUUGUUUGGUAUUUUGAAAAAAAAUAUGUAACCUACAAUUAUGUACUUCAUACAAUUAAUGACAUAUAUUUUUAAGCUAGCAGAUAACUUUUUUACGAACCAAUCUUUAGUUAUCAUUUUCUUACAACAAUUUUUGAAAAGGCUAAGUCUACAAACAAUUUCAAUUUCAACAAAAUUAUUUGAAAGCUCUGUGUAAUACUGAAUUUAAUGUGGUUGAAUUAACUAAAAGACUUUUGUGUUUUAUAAAAACAUUUUUAUAGAAAGUAGUUUUUUUAUACAGAAUUAUAUCUUUGAAAUUAUUACACAUAAUUCAAAAUAAAUAGCUAGUUCUUGAACAAACACACAAUUCAUUAUACA